AUGGCCGCCGCCGGGGGACCCGCCGCGACGUUCUUGGCCAAUCCGAGCCAGCAGGGCGGCGAGGACCUCAUCCGCAUGUUGCGGACCCGAUGGGACGACGGUGCGUUCUCGGACAUCCGGGUGCGCGUCUUCAACAACGAGUACCCCCUGCACAGGAUGGUGUUGUGCAGGAGCCCGUUCUUCGACCGCCUGCUCCAGGGCGAAUGGAGGGAGAAAAACAGGGAGGUGGUCACUCUCGAAUGUCCAGACCCAAACAUCACUUGUGAGGCGUUUGAAGUGGCCCUUGCACACAUGUAUGCCAAGAGCGUGUGCCUAGAGAAGCACAACGUUCUGCAGGUGCUGGCAGCCGCCUCGUACCUAGACCUCCAGGACCUGUGCAACUCGUGCAUCGAGUUCAUAGUGGAUGACAUGCGCAGCUCCGAAAACUUCCUGUAUUAUUACGGAACAUUUCUGGAGCUCGAGUUUGGGCAGCAUUCCGAGAGGGUCCGCCGUGCUGGCUGGAGGCACCUCUGCAUGAUGGGCGUCGACCAGCUUCGGCUCGUGCUCCUGCAGCUUGACGUUCGCACCCUCAAGAGACUGCUGAUGUCAGAUGAGCUGUGGGUCAGGACUGAGCUCGAUCGGUUCAGCCUUAUCAAGGACGUCAUGUUUCCAAAGUUCUACGAAGCACGUGAGGCGUGCAAGGCAGCGGGGGGCGAAGGUGGCUUGCCACUGUGGUCCUGCCCCUCACUGGGCUCCCCACGCGAUCCUUGGAUCGUCAGUGACGCAUCUACUGCUGCCCUGGAAAAGGGCCAGAAAGACAUCGGACAAACUUCUGCAAGGAGCCAAGAGAAUGGCGGAGUUACUAGUGACGCACUGUUGGACUCAGCGGAAGUCAGGGACGUUGUGUCUCCCGUUCCAACGAACUCCAGGUUACAGAUGGAUGGAGAGGUGCCUGGGGGAGUCCAGAAUGGAACUGCAGAUAACCCAUCAGUUCAGUCAGUGGAGGUGAACCCCGAUGCAGAUACUCUGGACUCUGGCAGGGAGUGGCAGCUUCUUGUGCUGGGCUCGGAGGAGCCGUCAGAUGAUGCCAAGCCUUCUACUGCAACCAUGAAGGAGGAUCCUGUGUCAGAAGAUGCCGAUGCCAAAGAGGAACAGGAGAAUGGAAACUCUGACAACUCAGGGACGAUCAUGGAAACUACAUAUGACAUGGCAGGGGACAGAACGACAGCAGCUUCAGAAGUUGUCAGCACUCUCAACUGUGUUUCGGAUGUGUUGGGCCUGGAGGGGGUGAAGUACUCACACAUUCAGCUGCCUGACCUGGCGAAAAUUGAGAUUGAACUGUAUGAGAUGCAGCUGAACCGGGCACAUCAUGCGCUGCUGCAAGGUAUGAGGACCGAAACCAUUCUCAAUCAGAGGAUAGCAGCCUACUCGGCGCAGAUCAGUGCUGACUUGCAGCAGCAGCAGCAAGCUCAGCAGCAGAACAAUGCAAGGCACAGCGCACUGCCUAAAAAUCUGCAUCCUUACACCAGAGAUGAUCUUCAGGAGCUCUACUCACGGUGGUGGCUGCCCUCGUUCCGAUUUGGGGUCGAAUUUGAAAAUGUGAUGACCAUCAAACCCCACACAGAGCACAUUUCAGAACCUCACUUCUACGCGGGUUCUGUGUGGAAGGUCCGUCUCCUGAUAGAUGACGCCAAGAAUGAAGUGCGGCUUCACUUGUUCAGAAACCAGAAGCGCGUGCCAGACGUGGGUGGCAUACCUCUGUGCUACGAUGCCAGGGAGGUGGUGUGCACAAGGUUUAAGUUCCUUGUCCCAGGCAGGGACGAGACAGCUUCCCGGUCCAGCAGACCUGGCCGCUUUCAACAGAAGAAGGGCCGGGGGUGGAACGACUUCCUGCAGCUUGACAACAUUGAGCGCUUUUUGACCCCGUGGGGGAGCCUCAGGGUGACAGUAAUCGUGUACCCCCCCUUCGAGGAUGAGUAG
This is a messenger RNA of Ostreobium quekettii, 1959 nucleotides long. NCBI's taxonomy places the organism in Eukaryota, Viridiplantae, Chlorophyta, Ulvophyceae, Bryopsidales, Ostreobiaceae. The record is from the annotation of a GenBank genome assembly.